AUGGGGCAGCCAACCGAGUCUCCAACCGGCGCAGGCGCCAUGCUCUCCAGCUCGCCGCUCAAUUGGGACGGAAAGUGUCAGAAAUGCCGCAAGCUGAUGUCGCGCUGCGUCUGCUUCCAAGAAGCCGAAGGCGACGCCGACCCGCUCCACCCCAGCGCCGCUUCACAAGUGAAUAUGGACGCCUCCGAGACGCGUCCGCUCUGGAAUGCGCUGCGGAAAAUGCACCGCAAGUCGACAGCAUCGCGUCUGUCGCUCCUGCAGCCGCCUACAAACGCACAACCCUCCAAGGAACACCACCGCAAACACAGCGAAGCUCUUCCUCCUCUCAGCGCUCCUCAUCUGCAUCGACGUUCUGAUGCUCGCCCUCCUCAGAGUUCCGCAAGACGAAGUAGCAGAGAACCGAGACGUGAGGGACGAUCAUCCAUGAGCCGGAAAGACCGACUCCAGCGAGCUGGUAUUACGACCAGCAGUCACAACCUCAAGAGAGACGUUAAGGACGCUGGCGUUAUGCGCUCCGCGCAGUCGACCAGCAGCAUGGGUAAGCACGGGGACUUUACCGCUCCUCGCCUAAAGCAGAAGCGUAGCUACGGGCCGGAAGAAGGCUCAGCAAGCGAUGACGAGAACGACGAGACUGUAUGGGAGCUGUAACCAGUGAGCUUUCCUUUCCACGUGCUGAACACGCUGGUGGUUUGCCGCAUGGGCAGCACGAACUGAAUACAUGUACAAUGGCCUGAGUGGAACAA
Messenger RNA from Phytophthora infestans T30-4, 743 nucleotides. RefSeq lists its product as uncharacterized. Bases 1 to 648 code for a protein of 215 amino acids. NCBI's taxonomy places the organism in Eukaryota, Oomycota, Peronosporomycetes, Peronosporales, Peronosporaceae. The record is from RefSeq and is a predicted model, not a curated record. The transcript is spliced from 2 exons.